Sceloporus undulatus (fence lizard) is the source of this 2465-nucleotide messenger RNA. It is a transcript of the gene FSHR, whose product is annotated as follicle stimulating hormone receptor. Gene Ontology annotation, biological process: follicle-stimulating hormone signaling pathway; male gonad development. Gene Ontology annotation, molecular function: follicle-stimulating hormone receptor activity; G protein-coupled receptor activity. The record is from RefSeq and is a predicted model, not a curated record. The transcript has 10 exons. Gene Ontology annotation, cellular component: membrane. Lineage: Eukaryota; Metazoa; Chordata; Lepidosauria; Squamata; Phrynosomatidae. The coding region runs from base 18 to 2051 and encodes 677 amino acids.
GCAAUGUAAAGGCAAGGAUGGCUCUGCUUUACCUCACCCUGAUGCUGUUGCUGCUUCCCUCGGGGACUCGCUCAGGGUGCCAACAUCCCCUCUGCCAAUGCACAGAAAGGAUGGCCUUUAUCUGCCAGGAGAACAAGGUGACCGCCGUGCCACAGGACAUCCCCAGGAAUUCCACAGAACUGAUAUUUUUCCUCACCAAAGUAAGACUCAUCCCCAGAGGAGCCUUCUCGGGAUUUGAUGAAGUCGAAAAAAUAGAAAUCUCCCAGAACGAUGCCUUGGAAACUAUAGAAUCAGAUGUGUUCUCCCACCUCCCCAGACUCUAUGAAAUAAGAAUCGAGAAAGCAAACAAUCUUGUAUAUAUUGAUAGAUAUGCCUUCCAGAAUCUUCCUAAUCUUAGAUACCUGUUGAUAUCCAACACUGCCAUCAGGUUUUUUCCUGCUGUUAACCAGGUACACUCUUUGCAGAAGGUUGUGCUAGAUAUCCAAGACAACAUAAAUAUAAGAAAAAUUGAAAGAAACUCUUUCUUGGGCCUAAGUUCUGAUCGUGUCUAUAUAAGGCUGAAUAAAAAUGGAAUUCGAGAAAUUGAGAAUUAUGCCUUCAAUGGAACUAUAUUAUCUGAACUAAAUCUGAGUGGUAAUUACCACUUAGAUAAGUUACCGAAUGAAAUUUUCCAAGGAGCCAAUGGACCGGGAUUUUUGGAUAUUUCAGAGACAAGGAUCAGCCAUCUCCCCACCAUUGGAUUAGAGAGCAUCAACAAAUUGAUAGCAAGAUCGACCUACAAUUUAAAAAAGUUACCUCCCUUGGACAAGUUUCGUGCUUUGAUUGAGGCCAACCUCACCUAUCCAAGCCACUGUUGUGCUUUUACAAACUGGACAAAACAGAAUGCAAUAUUGCACCCCAUAUGCAAUAAAUCCUUCGUCAAAGAAGAUCCUGAUGGGAUAGAUUUUGAGCUGGAUGAAGACGAUUACUAUCAUACCCUGUGUAAAGAAGAGGUUCAGGUGACUUGCUUUCCUGAGCCUGAUGCCUUCAACCCAUGUGAAGACAUCAUGGGCAACAAUUUUCUCAGAGUCCUCAUAUGGUUCAUCAAUAUUCUGGCAAUCAUGGGGAAUCUGGUUGUUUUGAUCAUCUUAGUCAGCAGCCAAUAUAAGCUCACAGUCCCCCGAUUCCUAAUGUGCAAUCUUGCCUUUGCAGACUUCUGCACAGGCAUCUAUUUAUUGCUCAUCGCGAUCAAAGAUGUGCAGACCCAAAGUCAGUAUUACAACUAUGCCAUUGACUGGCAAACAGGUGCUGGUUGCAGUGCAGCUGGCUUCUUCACUGUCUUUGCCAGCGAACUUUCCAUAUACACACUGACUGUCAUCACACUGGAACGAUGGCACACCAUCACCUAUGCCAUGGAACUGGACCGCAAAGUCCGCUUUCGGCAUGCAGUAGUCAUUAUGCUUGUGGGAUGGGUCUUUGCCUUCACCAUAGCCCUCCUUCCCAUAUUUGAAGUCAGCAGCUACAUGAAAGUCAGCAUCUGCUUACCCAUGGAUAUUGAAACUCCCUUGGCCCAGGCAUACAUCAUGUUUCUGUUGGUAUUAAACAUCCUGGCUUUCAUCAUCAUCUGCACCUGCUAUAUCAGCAUCUACUUCACUGUGAGGAAUCCCAAUGUCUUCUCAUCCAACAGUGACACCAAGAUUGCCAAACGUAUGGCUAUUCUGAUCUUCACAGACUUCCUCUGCAUGGCGCCCAUCUCCUUUUUUGCUAUAUCAGCAUCCCUCAAGGUCCCUCUCAUCACUGUCUCCAACUCAAAGAUCCUCCUUGUUUUGUUCUACCCCAUCAACUCCUGUGCCAACCCAUUCUUGUAUGCUAUCUUCACCAAGACUUUCCGCAGGGAUUUCUUCAUUUUGCUGAGCAAGUUUGGCUGCUGUGAAAUGCAUGCUCAGAUCUACAGAACAGAAACUUCAUCCUCUGUUCAUACCUCUCAUAUGAAAAAUGGGCAUUAUACACCUGCUCCUAAAACCAGUGAUGGGACCAUUUAUUCAUUAGUCCCCCUGAACCAUGUGAACUGAAGCAGAAUGUCCAUAGAUUUACACCAAAGAGUUGCAAAAGGGUGCUUCAUUGUUCCCUUAAGACUCACAGGUAAUUACAAACGAAGACAGCGGUUUUACCAUAAUUUCAUCUCACUACUACCUUUCCAAACAUACCACACCAAAACAACUGAGCAUUCUUCAGCUGAUUGGCUUAGCAAUGCCUCUUUGUGUUGCAUGUGCUAGGGAAUCUUUGCUGUACUUCAGGUUUUGCUUACUUGGUCUCCAUCUACACAGACUGCAGGCUUGUCUAGUGAAUGGAUGUGAAGCUACUUUCUACCAUGUUGGGCCAUUCUUCCAUUUAGACCACUACUGUCUACUGCAAGUGCCAGUAGUUCUCCAAAAUCUCAGGCAUUCUUUCCUGAUAGUAGUAUUGGCUACUUGAAAUCCUUUUUU